Messenger RNA from Diaporthe citri, 1272 nucleotides. RefSeq lists its product as uncharacterized. NCBI's taxonomy places the organism in Eukaryota, Fungi, Ascomycota, Sordariomycetes, Diaporthales, Diaporthaceae. The record is from RefSeq and is a predicted model, not a curated record. Bases 1 to 1272 code for a protein of 423 amino acids. The transcript has a single exon.
AUGUAUGUUCCUCUGCAGGUCGAGGCUCGGUUCUGGUUCAGGCCUCGCGUGGAAGUAGACGGCAGGGUCAGCCCCUCUCCAUCCAUCCAAGCGCUCAAAAUCGUACGAGACACAAACAAGAAGCACCUCGGAUUCAUUGCUCAGCACGAGAAGAAACUGCUGCAGCGGAUCGACCGUGAAGGUGCCAACCAGAUCUACAUGCAGUUCGGCCUCGACCCGCCCAAGCCAGGCGAAGACCAGAGCCCCGAGUCCAGCAACGAGGACGUCGAACCAUACCGUCGUGGUGACCUAGAGCCCAUCACGGUGGUCGGCCUUCGCAGCCAUCAUCAUCCGGUUGCCCAAAUUAGGGCCCAAGCAUUGGCGACCUGGCAAACCAUGAGGGAUGAUUACUACAGAAAUCAGCACCAGGCGGCAGGCGCAGAUUCGCCAAGCUGGGUCGUGCAAGACGACAAUGCAUUUUCAGAGGCAGCAAUCUGGACAAUCCAAGAGACCCCCGGCGGAGAAGAACCAACCGACUCAUCCACCUCUGCCUCCGCAUCUUCGUCGGCAUCCGACUGCGACUACGAAUACACCGAUGACGAUUACGACGACUCCUCUCACUGGGAUCUGCAGGGCAGUGACUGGUCUGACGGCGAGGACGAGACCGAUCCUCUCGGUGAGCAUCGUUCUCCAGAGCUGUCUGGAAGCGGUCACUGGCUUACUGAGAUUCCUACACCCCCUCCCUCGGAUAAAUCCAGCCCUCCACCCUCGCCUGUGCUUCCAGAGAGUCAGAUGGCGCCAACCACUGGCGUUUCCGACAACAUUUCAUCCACUGACUCCUUGAAAUCGGACAACUCAGGCCUCAGCGCCAGAGAGGAGCUCUCCCGGGUUCUGAACGACAGAAAGAUCAUGGAGGCCUUCCUGAAGGGAAUUGUGAAGCGAAUUAAGGAGUCGUAUAUGAGCAAGUCCGAGAAGGAGGCAGAGAAGGCAUACGAGCGCCAGAAAUACCGAGCCAGCCACCGAAAGGGACAGAAGCCCAGAGGCGAGGAGAGGGCAGACCCCAAGCGUGCUCUGCGCUUCCACCGCACCCUCACCAUGUCGCCCGAGCAGGCUGAGCAGCACAAGCUUGAGGAGGUGUGCAAGACACACUUCGAAACCCACUUUCAGAUGACUCACCAUUAUGAGGAUGCUGAAGGCAGGGUGUACGCUGAGCCAGUAGCCACCAAGGGCCUGCCACCCGAGAACAAGUUCGAGUGGAUGAAGGCACUCCGGAAGCAGCAAUUCCGCUUCUGA